GUAUUUACUAUUUGAUUGCACUAUUAAAAAAUUCAGUGAUAAAUCGAUUGGUCGAACGAUAAUCGCAAAUGACUUUGUAUUGUUAAACAAAGAAAAAAAGGAAAAGACAAGAGAAGAGGAAAGCGCCGACGAAAAACGCCGUCGGUUGAUACUUCCUUUUAAAUCUUCAAUGUCUCGGAAAUUUGCAAAUGAAAUUCCACACCACGACCGACUAAUUAUCCAGAAAAUUCGAAAAAUCGAGGUAGAUGUGCUCAAGAAUCGGGAAGCAAAUUUUUCACGCCAUCUAAAAAUCAAGGAGAUAUCGAAACCAACAGUAAGCACAAAAUGGCUCGCAUAAAAAGACAUCGAAAUACGCAAAGCCACCAAAGAAUGAGUGAGUGAUUAUUUUGACGCACUAAAAAAAAUUUUUUUGAUUGUUUUUUUUCUCUCUUUUAACAUUUCUAUAUAUUUGUUAAUCUAACACGCAACAGACUUUAUUUAAAUUUUAAUUGGUAAUAUAAUAUGGGCAAAAUUCCAUUCUUUCUAAAUUUCUUUUUUAUUUGUUACGCUUACCAAUAUAUAUAUAUACUAAUCAAUCAUAAAUGUUUUACAGUAUUAUUAUUAUAUUUAUGCUGCAAACCAAUUUGCUUCAUUAAACUAGUAUUAUCUAAACUCCCUUUUUAUCCGUAAAACCAGAAUUAUAUCUGCUACGAAUUAAUUUGUAUUAUUUCAUAGUAUUCAAGAUUAUUAAAUAUACAACUUGUUUGUAUUCAAAACGCACUUUCGAUAUUGGUUGAUAUAAUAUAUUCUAUAUCAGCAUUAAUCAUCAUUAAUAGAGUGCGUCAGUAUAUUUCUCUUAAUUUUUCACAGCCUCUCGAUAUAAUCCUAAACAAUGCAAAUUUAAGAUUCUUUGUAUAAAGGUAAAUAUCGACUCAACCUAAUGUAAUUUCUGUACAGAACCCCGUCGCCACAAGCCGAACAUUCCCGAGUUAAUAUACAAGUUCCUUGUCGACGACACGGAACGUGCUCUCUCAACCAAGUGUCGCUGCUACAACCAAGAGAACGCGUACCACGACGAAGUCGUAGAUUCCGCGGAUACUUCGGGAAUCGCCGGCAGGAACAUGGGCUAUAGAGUGCGCAAGGAUAACGGGAGGAUCUCGAAAACGCGCGGCAUCAAGCGACCUAAUUCCAGAGAUCUACCGAUUUCGUACUUGCAAAAAUGUAUAGGUGGCGAAGGCUCGAAAAAGGCAAGAAAGUACAUUAAAAAGGCAUUAGACUUUGCUGUCGAGUCCGGCUAUCUCAUUCCUUCUGACUCCACGUAUAAAGUUCUACGCGUAUCCUCGGAUUUGAUGAAAAGCGAUCCGCGGACGAACAGAAUUAAUACAUGCGACAGGGCUCUGUCUAAGGAGCGCGACACCCCAACCAAGCUCGAGGAUCUCCAGGUGCAAGAGCAAAGAAGGAGACGAAGAAGGCGAAGAAGGCGAAGGAGGAGCACAGGACGUCCAAGAUCGAGAAGCGACUCGAGAAGAAGAGGUCGCAGAAGCAGGAGAGGCGGGAGGAGAAGGAGGAGAAGGAGGAGUAGGAGCAGGUCGCCUAGCAGAGUGCGCAGUAGAUACAGCAGCCCGCAGAAUCCCGAAGAGGUUGCCGAGGAUGAGGCGGACGAUUACGAGAUGGAUGAGAACGAUCGAAAGAGCAAUAUUCACACGGACGACAUAGAAAGGGAGCCAAAGACCAUACGAUCGAACCAGUCCGACGAGGAGCAAUCCAUGAAGAAGACGGAAGAAAAUGGCUCGGAUUUAUCCGUCGACGAGGACGAAACCGACGACGAGGAAGAGAAAAAGAGAACUGACGUUACGAAAUCUUAACCAUCGAUCUUGAUUACAAUUUUUUUCUUUUUUUUUUUAAAAGAAGCUUUCGUUUAAUAUUAAUAAUUUAACAAGUGACAGAAAAUUAAUUUUGUAUAGAAUCGCUCGAUUUAUUUACACUUUGAUAUUCGUUUACAAUUCCAAACAUGUGAUACAAUGUAAAUGUA
Messenger RNA from Formica exsecta, 2011 nucleotides. Its product is annotated as probable splicing factor, arginine/serine-rich 7. Lineage: Eukaryota; Metazoa; Arthropoda; Insecta; Hymenoptera; Formicidae. The record is from RefSeq and is a predicted model, not a curated record. Bases 1101 to 1844 code for a protein of 247 amino acids. The transcript is spliced from 3 exons.